Messenger RNA from Poeciliopsis prolifica (blackstripe livebearer), 4014 nucleotides. Its product is annotated as coatomer subunit beta'-like. The record is from RefSeq and is a predicted model, not a curated record. Gene Ontology annotation, molecular function: protein binding; structural molecule activity. Gene Ontology annotation, cellular component: COPI vesicle coat. Bases 97 to 3678 code for a protein of 1193 amino acids. Lineage: Eukaryota; Metazoa; Chordata; Actinopteri; Cyprinodontiformes; Poeciliidae. Gene Ontology annotation, biological process: endoplasmic reticulum to Golgi vesicle-mediated transport; retrograde vesicle-mediated transport, Golgi to endoplasmic reticulum; intracellular protein transport. The transcript is spliced from 22 exons.
UAAUAAUCCAACUUUUCUCCGCUUCUCUCCGGGAGCAGCAGGAUGAUAGGUGGGUUUUCCCUGGACUAUAACUGAGACACGCGCUGACGUGGAGACAUGCCUCUGAGGUUGGACAUCCAGCGGAGGCUGACAGCUCGGUCAGAGAGAGUGAAGAGUGUGGACCUGCACCCCACUGAGCCAUGGAUGGUGCUCAGCCUCUACACUGGCACUGUUGUCAUCUGGAACCAUGAAACACAGGCAAUUAUUAAAUCCUUUGAGCUGUGCGAUCUGCCUGUUAGAGUGGCCAUGUUUGUAGCCAGGAAACACUGGAUCAUUACUGGAGCAGAUGACAUGCAGAUCCGUGUGUUCAACUACAACACGCUUGAUAGGGUCUUCAUGUUUGAAGCCCACUGUGACUACAUCCGCUGCGUCGCUGUGCACCCCACGCAGCCCUUUGUCCUCACCAGCAGCGAUGACAUGCUGAUCAAACUGUGGGACUGGGACAGAAAGUGGACGUGCUGCCAAGUGUUUGAGGGACAUGUACACUACGUCAUGCAGGUCGUCUUCAACCCUAAAGACAACAACCAGUUUGCCAGUGCCUCUUUAGACAGAACCAUUAAGGUGUGGCAGUUGGGCUCCAAGUGUCCCAAUUUCACUCUUGAGGGUCACGAGAAAGGAGUGAACUGCAUUGAUUACUAUAACGGAGGAGACAAGCCCUACCUUAUAUCAGGAGCUGAUGAUAAUCUUGUGAAGAUCUGGGAUUAUCAGAACAAAACGUGUGUUCAGACCCUGGAGAGUCAUGUGCAGAAUGUGACUUGUGUCUGCUUCCACCCUGAACUGCCAGUCAUUCUCACAGGAUCUGAGGACGGCACUGUCAGAGUUUGGCACUCCAACACCUACAGACUUGAAAACACACUUAAUUACGGGAUGGAACGAGUGUGGUGUAUAUGUGGGCUGUCUGGCUCCAACAAUAUAGCUCUGGGCUAUGAUGAAGGCAGCAUCAUCAUUAAGCUGGGCCAGGAGGAGCCAGCCAUGUCCAUGGACUCCAGUGGGAAAAUCAUGUGGGCCCGUCACUCCGAGAUGCAGCAGGCCAACCUGAAGACGCUGGGAGAGUCGGAGAUUCAGGAUGGAGAGAAGCUCCCACUUGGUGCCAAAGAUAUGGGCAGCUGUGAGAUUUACCCACAAACCAUUCAACACAGCCCCAAUGGCAGAUUUGUAGCGGUGUGUGGAGACGGGGAAUAUAUCAUCUACACCGCGAUGGCCUUGAGGAACAAAAGCUUUGGCUUUGCUCAGGAGUUUGUCUGGGCACACGACUCCUCACAGUAUGCCACGAGGAAAGGCAAUAGCGUGGUGAAAAUAUUUAAAAACUUUAAAGAGAAGACGACUUUCAAUCCUGAUUUUGGGGCUGAUGGCAUCUUUGGUGGCUUCUUACUGGGAGUGACAUCAACCAGUGGACUGGCUUUCUAUGACUGGGAAAGCUCCAGUUUGAUCCGCCGUGUUGAGAUCCUGCCUAAGCAUAUGUUCUGGUCUGACUCUGGGGAGCUGGUGUGUAUUGCUACAGAAGAGUCCUUCUUUGUGUUGCGCUACCUGGCAGAGCGAGUGUCAGCAGGACAAGAGUCUAAAGAAACGCUGACAGAGGAUGGGAUAGAAGAUGCUUUUGAGGUACUGGAUGAGGUCCAGGAGAUAGUAAAGACAGGUUUGUGGGUCGGAGACUGCUUCAUCUAUACCAGCUCUGUAAACAGACUCAACUACUAUGUUGGAGGAGAGAUCAUAACUAUUGCUCACUUGGACAGGACCAUGUAUCUGCUGGGCUACAUCCCAAAAGACGACCGUCUCUAUCUAGGAGACAAGGAGCUCAAUAUCAUCAGUUACUCCCUGCUGCUGUCUGUGCUGGAAUAUGAGACAGCUGUCAUGAGGAAAGAUUUCACCACGGCUGACAGGGUCCUUCCCACAAUACCAAUGGAGCAGAGGACCAGGGUCGCCCACUUCCUGGAGAAACAGGGGUUCAGACAGCAGGCGCUGGCUGUGUCCCCUAACCUGGAACACAAGUUUGAGCUUGCUCUGCAGCUGGGCGAGCUGAGGAUGGCGCAUGAACUGGCACUGGAGGCAGAGUCUGAGCAUAAAUGGAAGCAGUUGGCUGAAGUCGCCUCUACAAAGGGGCAGUUUAGCCUGGCUCAGGAAUGUCUGCACCAAGCACAGGAUUACGGUGGAUUACUUCUGUUGGCAACCGCCUCAGGCAGCGCAGACAUGAUAGGGAAACUGGCCGAGGGAGCGGAGAAGGAUGGGAAGACCAACGUGGCCUUCCUCACUUACUUCAUGCAAGGAAGAACUGACAAAUGUUUGGAGCUGCUUAUUAAAACUGAUCGAUUGCCAGAGGCUGCUUUCCUGGCAAGAACAUACAUGCCCAGCCAAGUGUCAAGGGUGGUGAAGCUGUGGAAGGAGAACAUGUCAAAGGCGAACCAGAAGGCAGCAGAUGCGCUGGCUGACCCAGAUCAGUACAGCAACCUGUUCCCUGGCCUCCAGCAAGCUCUGCUGGCUGAGCAGUUCCUGAAGGAGACUCAUGUUGGGGUCAGACCCGCUGCAGAAUACCCAAUCGUCGUGUCAAACGAGGACCGUGAUGUUCUGGAGGACUCCAAAGGUUUCAUCACCAAAGGAAAGAUUACUGAGCCAGGGGUGUCAGACACUAACCAGGAGGCAGUAGGAUGCAUGAAUGAAAGCCCUGCUGCAUCUUCAGAAGUAAUAAUAAUGGAAGAACCCAUUCCAAUAAAACAUGAGCCUCCUGCUUACCCUGUUCUGGUGACAGAGGACAUAAUUAGUUUUCCAGAGGAAGCUCCUCUGUCUGUCUUUGCCAGUAAAGACCAUGCUGAACCACACCAAGCACAGUCUGAGUGUCGAGUUAAAGGGGAAAACAUGAAAUCAGAGACUUUACUUAUUGCCGAGGAACACUUGAUCCAGAAACCCUGCACUGAGGUUCCUGCCAAAGACUCAGAGGCCAUACAGUCCAGUCCAGUGGAAGUUGUAGGUUCAUCUGAUGAGGUGGCUGAUCAGGGCAGAGCUUCAGCAGCUGAGGCUCAGCCAGCUAUUGCGGUAUCUGAAGAGGAAGAAAGACAAACAGCAAAUGAUGUGCCAAUUAGCACGGACUUAAAAGCCAAUUCUGGAAUCGCAUCAGAAUCUGCAGCAUUCGAGGAAACAUCCAGCCCUGAUCAAGAAGAAACAGACACCAUUUCCAUGGUUGCUAUAGCUAAAGAAGAAACGCCAAUUGCAAAGCAACUGGUAGAGGAGCUCGUCUCUUCAGAACCAACAGAACUUUCCCUGCUGGAUGUUCCAUCAGCCACAGGCCAGGCUUUUUCAGAUCUGAUCCUCGAUUCAGCGCUAGACUCAGAUGAAGAUGCAUCAGCGGCGUUGAAGCCUGUCGCUGUGUGGGAGGAUGAGCAAGAGCAAGAGGAGAAAACUGCAGAACCUCCAGCAGAGACGGAGGAUGGGUCAGAAGUGGGCAGUCUUCCUGAGGCUGAACCAGAAGGAUCACACGGCACAGCAGAGGCAACCGUGGCAGAGCAGGAAGCAGGCUCUGAAAGAUCACAGGACCCAACUGAAGAUCUCGAGGAAAUAAUCAACCAUGAGGACCUUGAUAAUCUGGAUCUGGACAGUUUUGAACUGGAGGACAUUGACAAGUUAGACAUGAAUCUGCUGGAUGAAUAGUGGAAGCAACGUUAUUUUGGACAUUUUCUUGAGUCCAAAUAAUGAAAAGUAACAUUUUUAAAGCAAACCAAAGUUUUCUUUUACUUGAAAGGGGUUAAAAUAUGGGCCAAAUAAUUAUAUACUUUUAAGGCUAAGGGGAGAGCUGUAAAAUGCAAGGCUUCAUCUUAAUGUAGUUAGAAAUCUUACCUCUUCUUCUCAGACAUUACUGUUGAUUAUUGUUAUGAACAACUUAACAGGAAGGACAGUCUUAACUUAGUACAAAAUGUGUUCAGAAAUGUUAAAAAAAAAACGCAAUUCACUUCUGCAUUCUGCCUCAUAAUGUUAGGGUUUGAAAAC